AGAAAUCUAACACCAUGAUUGCUACCCGUAGACCAAGCGUAAUGUUCAGAAAUAUUCCUGCUUUAAAAGUUUUUAGCUAUUAAUAUGAGUAACAGCAUACCAUGUCACGUCGAUAGUACAAGCAACCAUUAUCGGUCUACCACAGAUGAUGAUUCACUUGAUUCGUCUCUUGAAGAAAUAUUGGCUACGAACGAACCAAAUCCUGAAUCCAGUCAAUCCAGUGCCUCCGAAACAUUGGCUGAGUUAUUCAUGAACCGCAGGCGCCUCAAAGAAGCAGAGACGCAAGUUUGUUCUCUCAGCUUGAUAUUGCAAAAUAGCAGUUCGUGUGAUGCCGGUUCAGGUAUUGCGGAUCAUGCGGUGUUUCGGGAGAAUAAGUCUUCUCUUGAAGAUGAAGUGAUAAAAAUGAGACAGGAGAUAUGUGAAAAAGAGUUGUUUUUAAAACAACGAGAUGCGGACUUAUAUUCAAACUAUUUACGUUCUUUUGAGAAUGACAACAACGAAGGAAGUAAAAAUCAUGGAUUUGAUGGAAAAACACAAUUCGAUGAAGAUCUUGUUCAUGAUUUGGCUAAGCAAAGUUCUGGCGAACAAGAAUUCAAAGACGAAGAUGGAAUAGAUGAUGCUGAUUUCCCACUGAAAAACGCAGAAUUCAACAUCUCUGAUUUUGGAUUUCAAGAAGGCGAGUUUGAUGACGAGCAACAAUAUUUUGAAAGCAGUCCUAAUGAAGUUACAAAGCUUCGUAGAACACUGAAUAAGACACGAAGGAAACAUAAAGAAGAAAGAGAUGCCAUUAUGAAACAGUUGAGAGCCUUGCAAAUAACAACCGUAAACGGCGAAACAAACUGGCGAUGUAUCUUGAAGAAGAAACAAAUAGAGAUUGAUGAACUUAGCAGGAAGAAUGAUGGACUGCAAGCUAGGAAUAAAGAGCUUAACUUUGCCUUGAAAAAUAUCGAAAAUUUGAAACACAAAGAAGCAAGAGAGAAAGAAAAAAGAGUUAAAAAAAAUUCAAAAAUUAUUGCAUCGUUGAGGAACCAGGUUUCAAGCAGCGAUGAAAAGAUUAAUGAAUUGUUGGAAGACGUCAAAAAAACGAGGAAUAUUAACCAAGAGUUGAAUGGAAGAGUAGGACGGUUAGAUGAACGAAAUAAGGAAUUAGAAAAAUGUUUAGGUGAAAAGGAUGAAGUGAUUCAGAGCUUAUCAAAAGAGAUUCAAGACACGAACUGUUUGGUAAACAAGCUAAUAAUAGAAGUGAAUUGCGUGAGCUUGGAUAACGAGAGUUUGACGAAGCAAAUUGAAGAACUUGAAACGGAGAAUAAGGAAGGACUGGAAGACGUUGAUGGUGUGAAACAUGCUUCAAGCUCUCUCAUUCAUGUUGGAUUGCAAACUGAAGAAUGUUCAUCUCCACUGCAAGAUGAAUUGAGCAAACUGCAGGGGGAACUAGCGUCAGAACGCAAAGCAAAGUCUGUAUUAUUUCAGCAAAUUAAUGAACAAAAGAAAUAUGUCGAGUGUUUGAGAGAAAGCGAAGUAAGAUUUCAGAACGAAUCAGAAAAAUGGAAAAGCAAGUCGUUUCAAAACGAAAGAACCAUCCAAGAGCUCAUUAUUUCCCUCGGAAAAGCAACGACAGAAAAUAAAUCAUUCUGUGAGAGAAAUCUUGAUAAACACGGAGAGGUGCUGAGUGAAGACAGAAAAAACCUUCCUCAUUUCAAAAUGCUUAAGGAGCUGAAAUCAGAAUUAAGUAAUUUGCAAAAAGAUAUUUUCAAAAACAAAGAAAAUCUUGAUUCACUACGGAAAACGUGGAGAAAAUAUGAAACUGAACUUAAAAGUGAACAUUAAUUCUGUUAAGACCAUUGAAACAGAGAGAGGAGGAGAUGUCCAUU
Dendronephthya gigantea is the source of this 1871-nucleotide messenger RNA. Its product is annotated as myosin type-2 heavy chain 1-like. The transcript is spliced from 5 exons. The record is from RefSeq and is a predicted model, not a curated record. NCBI's taxonomy places the organism in Eukaryota, Metazoa, Cnidaria, Anthozoa, Malacalcyonacea, Nephtheidae. The coding region runs from base 85 to 1827 and encodes 580 amino acids.